AUGGCAACAGGAGACCUAAAAGGAAAUUUAAGAAAAAUAGAACAAGGACUUCGCUUGUUAAAUUAUCCGAAAGAUGUGGAUUAUACAGUGUUAGUAAAGGGUGAUCCAGCUGCAUUUUUACCUAUCAUCAGCUAUUGUUUUACAUCUUUUUCAACUUACAUAACAGAACUUUUGGUAAAGUGGGAUGUGGAACUCACAGCAAAGAGUGAUUUGCGUUUUAUUGAAGCUAUUUAUAAGCUUCUUCGAGAUCAGUUCCAGUAUAAACCAGUUUUAACAAAACAGCAGUUUCUUCAGUUUGGCUUUGCAGAAAGAAAAAUGCAGAUUGUUUGCGACAUUAUCAACUGUGUGGUGAAAAAACAUAAGGAAUUAAGUAACUCGAAUAAGGUUAAAUCCCAAACAAGCAAAAAACUCAGAUCUUUUAAAUAUGAAGUAUUGCCAAAUUGUGAUAAUGUCCUUGCUGAUCCUAGUGGCAGUGCUCUGAAUUCCAAACAGAAGCCUCAUGUAGAACGACACUCAGGAAAUGAAGUUAGUGGUGACAUUCAUCCACUACCCCUUCCAGCACAGGGAGGUAAUGGAGAAGAAUUAUACCUAGAUCAUGAUGUUUUUGAAGUUAAAUGUGAACAAGUCAUAGAAGAUAGUUCUCAGAUUGAGUUCCUAAAGAGUCAGCUUGCUGAUUGCCAGGAAAAGCUUCAUAAGCUAGACCGGAUGGAAGAUAAACUAUGUGUUUUAGAAGAGAAACUGAAAGGAAAGGUCAUCGUAGAUGAGAAGGACUGGGAUAACUUGUUGAGUCGAGUUUUGCUUCUUGAAACAGAGCUGUUGUUGCAAUCCAAAAAG
Molecule: messenger RNA, 834 nt
Organism: Pterocles gutturalis (yellow-throated sandgrouse)
Lineage: Eukaryota; Metazoa; Chordata; Aves; Pterocliformes; Pteroclidae
Gene: CEP44
Product: centrosomal protein 44kDa
Exons: 6
Cellular component (GO): spindle pole; centrosome
Source: RefSeq, a predicted model, not a curated record